UGUUACCAUAACAACAAGUUUUGUUUGUUUCAUAAAGUUGUAAUUUAUGUUAUAAACGAAAUCGUACCAGUUUUCUUCGAAAUUAUAUUAACAAUGGAAAACGGAGACACACCUCAAAUUAUAACUCAUAUAGAGCAUAAUCUUAAUCAUUGUUUAUUUGAUUGUAAAUGGAUUCCAUGUUCUGCGAAGUUCGUUGUAAUCGGCUCAUUGCCAAAAGGAAGUGGUACAUUAGAAAUUUUCGAAAUAAGCUCCGGUGAGGUAAGAAAAAUAAAGGAAAUCGAAAGGCCUAAUUCUUUCAAGUGUGGUACGUUUGGCGCCAGCAGUGACAUUGAGAGAAGACUCGCGACUGGCGAUUUUAAAGGCACUUUAGAAAUAUGGGAUUUAGAAAAAAGUGGUCAAGUAUACAUAACAAAGGAACACACAGAUAUUAUCAAUUCCAUUGAUGGUAUGGGAGGAAAUACUCUAAACUGCGGAGCUCCAGAGAUAGUUACAGGAAGCAGAGACGGCACUGUAAAAGUUUGGGACCCAAGACAGAGAGGUAAACCUGUAGCGAAUAUGCAACCAGUCCAAGGUGAGACAAGACGCGAUUGUUGGACUGUUGCAUUCGGUAAUUCUUUUAAUGACUCUGAGAGAAUAGUCAUUGCUGGCUAUGAUAACGGGGAUCUCAAGAUGUUUGACCUUAGGACUAUGUCUCUGAGAUGGGAAUGUAAUUUGAAAAAUGGGGUAUGUUACACUGAAUUUGAUCGCAAAGACAUACCAAUGAAUAAACUUGUGGCAACAACAUUAGAGGGCAAGUUCCACGUAUUUGAUUUGAGAACUCAGAACCCUUCGAAAGGAUUCGCUCAGGUGUUAGAUAAUUCAUCAAAAAGUGGUACAAUUUGGGUGGCCCGUCAUGUACCCCAGAACCGUGAUUUGUUUCUAACGUGUGCGGGAAAUGGACAAGUUUCUCUAUGGAAAUAUGAAUACCCGGAACAGCGAUACCACGUCGACUCGCAAGGCGUUGCAAUGGGUGUCCCGGGCAAGCUGACAAGGUUACAGCGGAUGGUGAUCAGCUCGCAGCCGAUCAACUCGCUGGAGUGGAACAGGGACCACCUGGGCCUGGCGGUGGCCACUGCUUAUGACCAAUAUGUUAGAGUUCUUGUUACAACCAAACUCAAUUUACAGUGACUUUAAUUUGACAUUUCAUAGAUUUCGAAUUAAGUUGAAAGUGAUAUUUAUUUAUGGCAAUACUAGAUUAAACUAGCCAAUCAUAAUAAUUUAAAAGAACAUGGUGGUUUAAAUAGUAUUAUUUUCUUAUUGUUAGCGGUGUAUAUUUUUAAGCAUGGAUUUACAAAAUCGCACUCAGUUUUGCUGAAUUACGUUGUUAACUAAAGUGAUUGAUAAUUUAUACCUUUUUCCAUGAGAUCACUCUUUGCUUAUGAUUUACAUUUGAGUGCAGGAAUUAUUUUUUGUUUAUGAUUGUUAUUGUGUUAGUUGGAAAAACUAUUUUUUUAGUUGAAAAAUAAAAGACCAAGUCAAUUUUCUAA
Messenger RNA from Nymphalis io (European peacock), 1526 nucleotides. RefSeq names its product dynein axonemal assembly factor 10 (gene Wdr92). Gene Ontology annotation, molecular function: ubiquitin binding. NCBI's taxonomy places the organism in Eukaryota, Metazoa, Arthropoda, Insecta, Lepidoptera, Nymphalidae. The transcript is spliced from 6 exons. The record is from RefSeq and is a predicted model, not a curated record. Bases 94 to 1167 code for a protein of 357 amino acids.